This is a messenger RNA of Opisthorchis viverrini, 4918 nucleotides long. RefSeq lists its product as hypothetical. The record is from RefSeq and is a predicted model, not a curated record. The annotation marks the transcript as partial. The transcript is spliced from 8 exons. NCBI's taxonomy places the organism in Eukaryota, Metazoa, Platyhelminthes, Trematoda, Opisthorchiida, Opisthorchiidae.
GCAAACGAAGCUGCUAAACGUUCAUCACAAGUACCGACUCCUUUAAUAUCGAAUCUGCUGCCAGGUUUUGGUCCCGUGGGUAACGCACCGAAUUCCAUGGUGGUUGGUCGUGGACGUCGGGUUGGUCGCUGUGUCUCCCCUCACCAGAAUGCGGGUAUUUGGCAACCUCCGAACAACUCAAACGUAGUGAGCGAACGACAUGCCAGUCUCUCGGCCCAGCGAAACUUCUCGAGCAACCUAGCAUGCAGUCCUGAAACAAGCUCCACAGCAUCAUCCGCUCUCUCGGCCCAGCGAAACUUCUCGAGCAACCUAGCAUGCAGUCCUGAAACAAGCUCCACAGCAUCAUCCGCGUCUAUCAAUCCAAACCAAUUCCAGUUGCCGUUCUACUCGGCUCGACAACAAGUUAACCCAUUGACCAAUGUCCUGACAACCAAAUCUGGUUUCGGAGACAAGGGAAGACACCGAAGUGGGAAUUCUGUAUGUUCAGAGAACGGGCUUUCAAUGACUUCUCGGGACUCUGUGGCUUCAUCUAGCCCCAUAGCCAACCCCACUUCCGUAUACACCUUUACUUACCCGGGCUGUAGCAGUGCUUUUGGUAUCCCGAAUGCUUCCGGCUCUAUUCGUCCUGUCUGCUCAGGGAUCGGUCCAUCGUCCAAGAGUCCAAAUGUGCAACAGCUGCUGCGCACUGGACAAAGGAAGCAGUCGCAACAAUAUCCUUAUCAAGAGAAUGGACAGGUUCUUGGUUUGUCAGGCAACUCUCAUGCUAGCAUUUUCCCUGCAAGCCGCAGUCACAGUCAAGUGGUUGGUGAUGGUCUGGAAUCUACGUUCGAUCGUUCCAUGCCUAUGCCCAACAGUUCCGUUCACUUUUUACGAGGUGAUAUAUGGAGCCACCAGGCCACGACUACGACUUUGUCCACAUCGGACUCGCAUUCCACCGGGCAAUUCCUUGCAUCACCCUGGCCGUGGCAGGCAGCUAUGGACUCGGGGAACAACAGUGAAACCAGUGGGAAUGAUGCUGAUAUUUCAGCCCUUCUUGAUCUACCUGGCAGUGUUGUCAGGACUUCUGGGUCAGCUGCGAUGGCUUCCAGUUCGCUUUUGGAUACGAGCAAUAGAGACAGUGGCCUUGUAUUGGACUUCUCCCUCCCACACUCGGGCAGCAACGUUUCUGAACCAGCCGAGUGUAGCCAUAACUUUUCGGGUAGCGUGCUUGCAGAUGAACAGAUCAAUGUUUUGGGGGAAUCAGAGCGACACACUUUGCACACAGGGAGUGAGCAGUCAGAUUAUCAACAAGUGGCGUACAAAAGUCUUGCAGAUACAUCUGGGAAGACCUCGGAACCUCCCCGAGUUCCCUCUGGCUUAUUCGAUGAUUUACACGCACUCUAUCAGUGCUUCAUGCCACCGUCAAAUGAUCCGGCGCUCAAACACGAUGACAAAAGUAAUUCAGAUGCCGGAUUUCAGUCACCACUAGAUGAUAUUUUACUCCACGCUCAGUCAGGCUUCGAAAAUGUUGACUAUUCGCCUGGGUCGAAUGUUCCGCUCAACAGAUGUUCGUCAUCACCCAUGGACACGGCGGAAUCGGAUCCAGUGUCUAUCCCUAGGCGCUAUGUGUUUGAACAGCCAGAUUCAUCCGUACACCAACAUGACACCAGUGGUACCAUUGCGGCUUUCCGCCCAACACAACCAUCGUAUUCAGUGACACAAUCAAAUAGAAUAAGCCCCAAAAGCACAUGGCCGGUGAGUUUCACCGAACCUCAUGGGACCACUCGUUCAGCGUCCAAUCUUUCAUCUCCGGCGACCUCUCAGAUAUCUCAGAGUUUCUCUCCUGUGGUUGGCACUCCGGUACUUCGCAGUCAUCAGAAACCAAUGUUUGAUCUAGGGUGCUGCGCUAAGAGUGCUUUGGCAAACAUUGCACGUGAUGCCGUAAGUCAGGUUUCUGUUGUCCCACACUCGCAUGGUGAACAACCGGAGUCACACGGAGACAGCAAACCUGAGACCUCCAGUACACCCCCAUUAAGUCCGGAGGCUUGUGCGGGCACAGCUGAUGCAUCUGCUACAACACACGCCACUUCAAACGUCAACUUUCUUCAUUUACCACAGUCACCCAUCCUCAUGUCGUCACCGUUCAGCAAUCCUCGGUCUGAGCUCGAACGCUUGUCGCUGCAGCGCGAACUGGAUGAAGUAAGACAGCGUCUGGGGUCGAAAGAACACGAGGUCGAGGCUUUGAAGCGGCAGCGCGACUUUAUGACCGAACACUUACGGGAUUCCCUUGGAGUCAUACGACAACUUUUUAGUACACUGAAUGUGUCUUCCAGUGACAUCUCUAGACCUCUUUUUGUUGACACGGAGACUGCCGGCACAGGCAGUGGACAGAGUACGGGAUAUAGUACCACCGGAUUUACAAAUUCAGAAAGUUCACCUUUGGCAGAGAUAGGAGAACUGGACUCAAGCGUAGCAAGCGAGGACAGUAAUGUUCAAAUCACCACGGCAGUCCAAACGCCGAGCACAGUUUUGAAUGUGAGUGAGAAAACCCAACUACAACAACAACAAGAGGCUCUGGCUGCUCUGUUUGCAAAUCCUUUCGUGAGUGCUCUGAUCAAUUCUGGCACUUUACCCGCCACAUCACACCCUCAGCACAUGCCGUCACAGCUUUGGAGUUCUCAAUGUUCCUUAUCAACCACGGGAACAAAAUCGGACGUGUCGUGCUGCUUGGUGCCUACGCCUGAGAGGAAUCAAGGAAAGCCGGGAUCAUCGAAUUCAGACACGUUUUGUUCGUCCAAACCAUCACAUCCGGACCAACCGGUUUGCAGUGACAGUGCUUUUGCUCACCUCGCCGAAGAUACCGUGCAUCCUCAGUCACGUGGCUGAUCGGUGGGAAGUUGUACGAUUGUUCAUGUCACUUCGACAUUCAAUCUCGGCUUGCAAUGUGGAUUCGAACUGAACAUCAUCUACCAUUGUCAUUUUCGUUCCGUUCCGUUUAGCCUAAUGCGCCACGAAGGCACUUGAUGCCGGCAUCGUCAUACGUGUUUUCGUCAUUUUUAUCGCGCGCCUCGUCAACCCAUGUGCACCCAAACAACACUACAUACCAGCUCAGUCCGGUCUUGUAUGUUAUCUAUCUAUCUAUCACCUUGCCUAGGCUUAUUGCUUCCUAUGUUUUGCGCCUAUGUUCUACACCUUUUCUAUGCAUAGCAAUUAUUACGGCUAUUCCGACGACCUUGUUACGGCUUUUCAACUGGCCUUUUUUUCUUUUGAUGUAUGUAGUCCGAAGCUAUUACUAGACACAUUCAAACACAGAUGGACCCAAACGCGUGGCGUAGUCGGAUGGUCACCCUCCCGUUUGUGUCCAGGACUGGGUGAAGUUCCUUUCUAGUUCUUACCUGCCAUAGUAAUUUAUCCGAACUGACCCGCCAAAGUAGCCCCUGAUUUCGUUUUUCAAAUUCGUCACGAUUAGUUAGGUUGUGUUGCUCUGCAAAAGGAGCUAGGUGAGACCAAUUUUGCCGGGUUUCUUUUUCAAUAUCCCCACCCUCAUUCACAGUCCCUCGUUGUUUUACCCACGCCCCUGCGGCAUUUUUCUCCGAUUUCCUGUGUCGACCAGUUUGCUACCACCUCUUCAUGCCUUCUCUAUGAAGGUUUCAUAUUCAUUUUCUCGGCUGUUUGGACCGUCUUCAGUCUUUCAUCGGAAUCAUAUGACAUCUCAUGGACGUCAGACACACACCUUGAUUGCACUUAUACUCAGGUCAUCAAAUUUCACACCGUUUGUUCGUAUCUGUACACCUAUCAUCCCAUUGCUUUUCCAUGUUGUACUCCAAUAUCCCUUGAUUUAAAUCAGUUUAUCACUGUUUUUAGUGGAUAACCGUGAGCCAUCUGAUGAUUCAAAUUUCCAGCGUCAUUUUCCAUUUGUUCAGACUUUUUCUACGGAGAUCGGCUUAUUUUGUUCAUCCUACCUCUUCUGUAUCUCAUUUUAUACUACCGAGCUUUGGCUUCGUCAGAUUCGCCUUUUCUCUUUUUGCCCACUCCAUACCAUGAUGCAAUAUGAUGCGCACUCCUCCAUGCACUCACGCAUCCCCUCGACUGUUGACCAUGUGCGCAACAAUUUAUUGUUGUUGGUGCCGUUGCUCCGACAAGAUUCUCCCGAUGUAGGUGGAGGCGGUGCAGUUGGGCUCUAGAUAUUAUGCGCCUGGUGUAUUCGAUCUUUAUCCUGUGCUGUUGGUCUUAGCCAAUCAUUCAUUCCAUACCCUCUUGACUCUGCUUCAGUGAUACAAGUAGACACACAGGGCUUAUCGUUGUGAGCUCCCCCCUAUGCGGUCGCACCACACGAUUGGCUGUUGGUCUUAGCCAAUCAUUCAUUCCAUACCCUCUUGACUCUGCUUCAGUGAUACAAGUAGACACACAGGGCUUAUCGUUGUGAGCUCCUCCCUACGCGGUCGCACACACACACACACACGAUUGGCGGACCUUGGUCACCUUUACUGGUUUUACUAUGUUCUGCUUUGAUGGGUUCUCAUUCAUUCAUUUCCUCCUUACUGUCAUUAUCGUCAUCUUCAUCAGUAUCACGAUUCCCAUGCUAUGCCAAUCGCACUUCCUUCUGUAAUACGCGUACUCUCGUCUGUGGCGAGCGUUUUCUGUCUGCCGGAGUUUUCGGUCGUGUACUAUGUGCGUGUGCGUUGUGUUUGGUUUUGCGGUUCGUUGUUUUUCAGUGAUCACACCUGUGUUUGUUCGUUCAUCCAUGAUGAUGAUAUUCAUCUUUUUCAACCAACUGCUCCUAUUCUGUUUUUUCUAUUCAUUUCCUUUCAUCUGCAUCACACGCGCGUUGUUUGUUAUAGCUCCAUACCUCUUUGAAAUUUCAGAUGUGAAGUCUAAUUUAGAUGGUACUUAUUUUCAAAUAGGAUUUUUCAUAAAAUACAUUGUCAUUAGACAUCUU